Hypoxylon trugodes is the source of this 2361-nucleotide messenger RNA. RefSeq lists its product as uncharacterized. The record is from RefSeq and is a predicted model, not a curated record. The transcript has 3 exons. Gene Ontology annotation, molecular function: protein kinase activity; ATP binding. The coding region runs from base 159 to 1886 and encodes 575 amino acids. NCBI's taxonomy places the organism in Eukaryota, Fungi, Ascomycota, Sordariomycetes, Xylariales, Hypoxylaceae. Gene Ontology annotation, biological process: protein phosphorylation.
UUGCUUAGAUAUGUAUAUUUUCUCCGGUUCUCCUCUGCAUCGGAUCAUCGACCAUUACUGCUAUUCAUGCCUUCCGACUUGACUUUUAGUCUAGAGCGUGUCUGUUUGAGAAUCCAUGGAUUCUACCGUCAACUUUCGAAACCGACUCAAACUCGAAAAUGGAGCUUUCUACAAGAGCUAUAGGUGAAGUUGUUCACCCAACCGCAGCUUUCUACCUUCCACCUUCCGAGAGCAGAGAAUCAUUCACGCCUUUCACUUCCGAACGGACCCCCGGAUCUUCCUGGGAAAAUUCAUUCAUGAAUCCUAAGAAUCGGAUAGAUAGCCUUGAGCUACCUCAGAAUCCUCUUUGGCGAGUCGACGGGUGUGCUGGCUUAGGCACCCAGUACUACGUCAUUCCGCUAUUUUUUCGACGAAUUCCUCCCAUACGAAUGGAUGUCUUCGUUUCUGACUUCCAACCGUCUUUCAUCCGCGAACAACUCGAACUUGACAGAGCAUUUCAUACCAAGGACUCAGCCCGUCUACCCAGACUCGCCAUCGCAAAGCAUAUUGUUCGAAUCCUGCAAUGUUGGACUACGACUGAGUUUCGAGAUCUAGAAUCCUUUGAAAUUUUCUAUAAGAGCGUUCCCUUCGGAUCACGUCUGGUCUUGGAGGGUAUGUCACUUGAUACUAGCCAAGUUCGAGUUAGAGUCGGCCUCAACCACAACCUAGAACGCAGACUACUACCACUUUCGAGGCUGGCACAUCUCUGGGGGUCGAAUUUUCCCUUCCCACAAGUCAUUGAUUUCUUCGAUCUUCAUGUUGUUAGCGUUCUACAUGACAGUGUAUGUCUUGUCAAAUUUCGCGAGCAGCUCUGCAUCUUCAAAGCAUUGACUAGCGGGGCAAAAUACCUCUACCAUGAACUGAAAACGCUCUGCACAAUCGAGCCACACGCCAACAUUAUUCAACGGCCAAUGCAUAUCGUCACCAAGAGAUGCAAUUUCGGCACGAAGAGGGCUGUCGCCGGAUUCACUACGUUUUACCACUUAAAGGGCACCCUUCGCGACAUCCUACCCCACCUACGCGCUCACGACAAAUUGCGACGUGUCGAUCAAUUGAAAUGGUCAGUGCAGUUGACCAACGCCCUUGAACACCUGAAAACUCGCUCGGGGACCUACUACCCCGACUUACGCUUGGAUAAUAUCGUCCUAUCGGAGAAUUCUGACGUUAUCAUGGUUGAUUUCGAGCAGAGGGGUGUCUGGUGCGAGUUUGCUGCCCCAGAGGUCAAUGCUAUUGAAUACAUUCGUCUAAUUGCAACCGAUGAGUGUGUCCCUGACUCUAUCAGUGAGAAGUAUCGAAAGAUCUUGCAUGAUCUAGUGCCAGGUUUCGAGACACUGGAGGACGAGAGAUAUACGAACCCAGAACAUGGAUUCAACCUACCUUGGAUUGCGCUCAGCGCAGUAGAGCAAGAAGCCGCGGAGGUGUACAUGCUCGGUAGGGUGUUAUGGUGCAUCUUCGAAGGAGUCAGCGGACCUCAGAAAGCGGCAGUCUGGCAAUCAUAUCGAUGGGAGCCAGACCUUGAGUUCCCCGAGUAUAGGAGGACACCACCUGCAAUGAGGGCCCUGAUAGACAAGUGCACAAGGGGGAGGAGAGGGACGCUGAGCAACAUCGUUAUAAGACGACAUAGCCAUCUCCUUCUAACUCACAAGGCCGCUGACGAGCAAAACGCCCUCGAAGUCAAAGAAACUGCGAAGCGCUUCUGGUAUGCUGAGAUCCAGGAAGCAGAGGAGUUCCUAGAGCUUAGGGAAUCCCGGCGCCGCAAGGGAGACUGGAACGAUAACUACUACGAGCGUCCUACCUUGAGGCAGGUCUUGAAGGCUCUAUAUACAUUCCAGAAAGAAGCCUCUUAAGUCCUCGCGAUCACUGUAGGAAGAUGCUAGAGGCCUGGGAUGACGCUUCAACACGAGCAGGCCGAUCCGACUUCCCCCUUGGCAAAUACAGGACAAGACAAGACACGACACUACGAAAUCAUCGCAGCCAUGCUAUCAAGUGCCAUGCCGUACCUAAAGCAAGACGCCGGGAGUCGCGCUUCGUUGGCGCUUCUAGAAAUAGAAGUACGGCAUUCCUCAAGCCCUUGUCGCUUGAUCUGAAUGAAACACGCGUGGAAGUCGUUAGUAGCAAUAAGCUCCUAAGUAUGAAGACGAACCUAUGGGAGCUCUAAAGAAUCAGAGCUCGAUUCCAAUCAUUUUGUUUUGAGCCGCAUGGCUGGAUAGGCUGAGUAUGGUAUCGAGGUGACUGGGUUGUCUAAGACAUCCCUAGGGUUGGUAGUAUAUUCACGAAGGUCGAAUACUAUACUCAGUAUUACGCAGUCAAUCAAUGCAACCG